This is a messenger RNA of Scutellospora calospora, 999 nucleotides long. Lineage: Eukaryota; Fungi; Glomeromycota; Glomeromycetes; Diversisporales; Gigasporaceae. The record is from the annotation of a GenBank genome assembly.
GGAAUGGGUUCGAAUUUUGAAGAGUCCAAGGCAGUUUUCGAUUCUUAUUUUGAAAAAGGAGGAAAUUUCAUCGAUACUGCUAACUUCUACAAUUUUGGCGAGAGUGAACGUUUUCUCGGUGAAUAUAUAGCUGAUAAACGUUCUCAAGUUGUAAUUGCCACUAAAUAUACUGGAAAUAUUACUGCUAUGAAGCCAAAUGUCAAAUUCAACCCAAAUGCCGGUGGAAACCAUCGAAAAUCGCUUGUUGAAAAUCUCGAUGAAAGUCUUAAACUAAUGGGGACUGGAUAUACUGAUCUCCUGUAUGUUCACGCUUGGGAAUUCCGUACUCCGAUUGAAGAAGUUAUGCGUUCUUUAGAUGACGUUGCAUUCUAUAUCGCGAUCAGCAAUACUCCUGAAUGGGCGAUUAGUCGUGCGAAUACCAUAGCUGAGUUUCGUGGUUGGAGUCGUUUUAUCGGUUUACAAACUCGAUAUAAUUUAUUAAAUCGAUCCUUGGAAUUUGGUUUACAAUCUGCAUGCGCUGAACUUGAAAUUGGAAUUAUUCCUUGGGGAUGUAUUGCUGAAGGAUUCUUAACUGGAAAAUACACCAAAGAAUCGGUUGCAAAUUCAGAUAAGACUGGUGGGCGUAAUUACUCAAUUCCUAAAUUAGCGGCUGAAGAAAAAAAUUGGGCAAUUCUUGAUGAAGUUAAAGCUAUAGCUUCUGAAAUUAAUAAAAGUCCUGUUCAAGUCGCUUUGAAUUGGAUCUUACAAAAACCUGGCAUUACUUCACCUCUUAUAGGUGCUAGAACAAAAGCUCAAUUAGAUGAAAAUCUUAAAGUUCUUGAAUUCAAGUUAACACCUGAACAAAUGGCAAGGUUAGACUCUAUUUCUGCACCAACGGAUGCACCAUUUCCUUAUAAUUUUCUUGAGCAGUUUGAUGCAUAUAUUAGUAAAAGCAUUCAAAGUCCUGACAAAUUUAAGCCUUUGAGAAAAGUUAUGGGUGACUUACAUAAAAACCUUUGA